Zerene cesonia (dogface butterfly) is the source of this 1445-nucleotide messenger RNA. Its product is annotated as BTB/POZ domain-containing protein KCTD9. Lineage: Eukaryota; Metazoa; Arthropoda; Insecta; Lepidoptera; Pieridae. The record is from RefSeq and is a predicted model, not a curated record. Gene Ontology annotation, biological process: protein homooligomerization. The transcript is spliced from 6 exons. The coding region runs from base 162 to 1367 and encodes 401 amino acids. Gene Ontology annotation, molecular function: protein binding.
UGCUGUCGUCAGUCCUCGCUAGUUAGCCGUUUGUUGUGUUUUAUUUGAUCAUUGAUGAGUUGCGAAUAGUUUCGCGAAAAGAUAGUACCUACUUAAUUAAUAAUAAAUGAAUAUUGAGCACACACACACACUAACAAAGUAAUCAAAGAAAAGACAGUAUUAUGAUACGUGUAUGCAUAUUUAGAGACAAAACGGAAAAAGAUGGGAUUGUUUUGUGCCUCGAAGACAGUAUGGACAGCUUUAAGCUGCAGAUAUCUUCACAAUUUGAUCUCUCAGAGAAAAGCUUUAAAUUAUUUUUAUUAAACGGCUGUGAAGUAACAGAUUUGAGAAGUUUGAGAGAUGAGGACAAGAUAUACUUGUCAUUAGAUUGCAACGAAGCCAGCAUUAAGUGUGAUGAAUUAGAGGUAUCGCAACAAAGUUGUAGCACAAGAGACAGGACGGUGUCUGACUGGAUAAGGUUAAAUGUAGGAGGAAAACUGUUCAUGACGUCACGGUCUACCUUAUUGGUCAAGGAGCCCUUAUCAAUGCUCGCGCGAAUGUUUGCUGAUGACAAUAAUGUAUAUCUCAUGAAUCCCAGUGCAAAAGAUGAAACUGGGGCCUAUUUGAUAGAUAGAAGUCCCGAAUAUUUUGAGCCUAUCCUUAACUAUCUUAGACACGGUCAGGUGAUACUUGAUAAAAACAUUAAUCCACAAGGAGUAUUGGAAGAAGCUAUUUUCUAUGGCAUAGACUCUAUGAUACCACAGCUAAACCAACUUGUGGAGCAGUCCAAAAGCAGACAUGACAACAACCAGUCGCUGACAAGAAUGGAUGUGGUACGGUUAAUAAUUACCACUCCGACUAGUUCAGAAUUAAGGUUUCAGGGUGUCAAUCUAUCUGGAGCAGAUUUAAAUAGAUUAGACCUUAGGAAUAUUAAUUUUAAAUAUGCAUGUCUAUCAAGAUGCAAUUUAAGUGGAGCAAACUUGUCUCACUGUUGUUUAGAGCGAGCUGAUUUGUCACAUGCAAACUUAGAAGGGGCACACCUCUUGGGUGUUAAAGCGUUGUGUGCCAAUAUGGAAGGUGCUAUUUUAAAAGGAUGUAAUAUGGAAGAUCCAGCUGGGUCGCGAGCUGUUAUGGAAGGGGUAAAUUUAAAAGGUGCGAAUUUAGAAGGCAGUAACAUGGCAGGCGUCAACCUACGUGUAGCAACACUGAAGAAUGCCAACCUUCAGAAUUGUGAUCUGAGAGCUGCUGUUUUGGCGGGAGCUGAUUUAGAGUGUUGCGAUUUAUCAGGAAGCGAUUUACAUGAAGCAAAUCUACGAGGAGCGAACUUAAAGGAUGCGGCCUUUGAACUUAUGUUGACUCCACUUCACAUGUCUCAAACUAUACGUUAAUUGGCAGAGUUCUAUUUAUUUAAUUUGUUAUGUCAAAUUUUGUGAUAUUAUUUAUGAAGUAUUAAAAAUAUUAUUUAA